CAAUUUCACAACUUUGUUACAAACUCUUCUAAAGCAAUGGCUUCCUACUUCCCUCGUCCGAGCUUUGUCGCCAUUGUCGUCGUUUUCGUUUUGCCGCUUAUGAUGCCUGGGAUCACAAUUAGACCGGUGCUCGCCAUCUUUCGACCGAGCCCUUGGAAGAUUGCUCAUGCUACCUUUUAUGGUGACGAGACAGCAUCGGAAACAAUGGGAGGAGCUUGUGGAUAUGGAAACCUCUUCACGAAUGGCUAUGGCAUCGACACAGUGGCUUUAAGCUCAACACUCUUCAAUAAUGGCUACGCUUGUGGAACUUGCUUUCAAAUCAAAUGCAUGCAAUCCAAAGCUUGUUACGCUAAUGUUGCUUUCACAACGGUGACGGCCACCAAUCUCUGCCCUCCCAAUUGGUCUAAACCCUCCGACAACGGUGGCUGGUGCAACCCUCCGAGGGUUCACUUCGACAUGUCGAAACCCGCCUUUAUGAAGAUUGCCAACUGGAAGGCCGGGAUCAUUCCCGUUGCGUACCGUCGUGUUCCAUGCAUAAAAAAAGAUGGCAUUCGAUUCACACUCCAAGGAAAUGGGUACUGGCUUUUGGCGUAUGUGAUGAAUGUCGGGGGCGGAGGGGACGUGUCCGGGAUGUGGGUGAAAGGAAGCAAGACAGGGUGGAUUAGAAUGAGCCAUAAUUGGGGAGCUUCAUAUCAAGCAUUUUCCACGUUGGUUGGACAAUCACUGUCUUUUAUAGUCACCUCGUACACCACCAAAGAGACCAUCACGGCUUGGAAUGUUGCUCCUUCUAAUUGGAAGUUUGGCGCGACCUACAAAGCUAACGUCAACUUCCGUUGAUGUCGAGAAGUUACUGGUUGAUAGUUUUACACUGUUGAAUAUGAGACGGUGUAAAGACUAACAACUACAAUGUGAAGGCGGAAUAAUUUUUUUUUCUAUGUGAGGUGUUUCGGCUCGAAUAAUUUAAGUCAAACCGACUGAAAUACCCUUUAACUUUAUGGUCAACUCGGAGCUUUUUUGUUUUAAAAGCCGGGUUGGCUGGUUGUCGUUUUAUAUAUUUGAAAAUUUUGUGUUAUUUGCUUAUAGGCAACUCCAUCUUGUAAAGA
This is a messenger RNA of Cucurbita maxima (winter squash), 1103 nucleotides long. RefSeq names its product expansin-A7. The transcript is spliced from 2 exons. NCBI's taxonomy places the organism in Eukaryota, Viridiplantae, Streptophyta, Magnoliopsida, Cucurbitales, Cucurbitaceae. Gene Ontology annotation, cellular component: extracellular region. Gene Ontology annotation, biological process: plant-type cell wall organization. The coding region runs from base 37 to 837 and encodes 266 amino acids. The record is from RefSeq and is a predicted model, not a curated record.